Molecule: messenger RNA, 7646 nt
Organism: Cebus imitator (Panamanian white-faced capuchin)
Lineage: Eukaryota; Metazoa; Chordata; Mammalia; Primates; Cebidae
Gene: NOVA2
Product: NOVA alternative splicing regulator 2
Exons: 4
Coding region: 61-1539 (492 amino acids)
Biological process (GO): mRNA splicing, via spliceosome; regulation of alternative mRNA splicing, via spliceosome
Cellular component (GO): cytoplasm; nucleus
Molecular function (GO): mRNA binding
Source: RefSeq, a predicted model, not a curated record
CCUCCGCCGCCGCCGCCGCAGCCGCCGCAGCAGCAGCAGCCGCCGCCCCAGGCCCCCCCCAUGGAGCCCGAGGCCCCGGAUUCCCGCAAGAGGCCCCUCGAAACGCCCCCCGAGGUGGUCUGCACCAAGCGCAGCAACACGGGAGAGGAAGGCGAAUACUUCCUGAAGGUGCUGAUCCCCAGCUACGCGGCGGGCUCCAUCAUUGGCAAGGGCGGGCAGACCAUCGUGCAGCUGCAGAAGGAGACGGGAGCCACCAUCAAGCUCUCCAAGUCCAAAGACUUCUACCCUGGAACCACAGAGCGGGUAUGCCUAGUACAGGGCACGGCAGAGGCCUUGAAUGCUGUGCACAGCUUUAUUGCCGAGAAGGUCCGAGAAAUCCCACAAGCGAUGACCAAGCCUGAGGUGGUCAACAUCCUUCAACCCCAAACCACGAUGAACCCCGACAGAGCCAAGCAGGCCAAGCUGAUCGUCCCUAACAGCACGGCGGGCCUGAUCAUCGGCAAGGGGGGCGCCACGGUGAAAGCCGUGAUGGAACAGUCAGGGGCGUGGGUGCAGUUGUCCCAGAAGCCAGAGGGCAUCAACCUGCAGGAGCGCGUGGUGACAGUCAGCGGCGAGCCCGAGCAGGUGCACAAGGCCGUGAGCGCCAUCGUGCAGAAGGUACAAGAAGACCCCCAGAGCAGCAGCUGCCUCAACAUCAGCUACGCCAACGUGGCUGGCCCGGUGGCCAACUCCAAUCCCACCGGCUCUCCGUAUGCCAGCCCCGCGGAUGUGCUGCCCGCCGCAGCCGCAGCCUCGGCCGCCGCCGCCUCCGGCCUGCUGGGCCCCGCCGGGCUGGCGGGCGUGGGGGCCUUUCCCGCCGCGCUGCCCGCCUUCUCGGGCACCGACCUGCUGGCCAUCAGCACGGCGCUUAACACGCUGGCCAGUUACGGCUACAACACCAACUCCCUGGGCCUGGGCCUCAACUCUGCCGCGGCCUCCGGCGUCCUGGCCGCUGUGGCCGCUGGGGCCAACCCCGCGGCCGCCGCCGCCGCCAACCUCCUGGCAUCCUACGCGGGCGAGGCCGGGGCCGGGCCGGCCGGAGGAGCCGCCCCGCCGCCGCCCCCACCUCCCGGAGCCCUGGGAUCCUUUGCGUUGGCCGCGGCCGCCAAUGGCUACCUCGGGGCCGGGGCGGGCGGAGGGGCGGGCGGAGGGGGCGGCCCGCUGGUGGCCGCUGCCGCCGCGGCUGGGGCGGCCGGGGGCUUCCUGACGGCGGAGAAGCUGGCGGCUGAGAGUGCCAAGGAGCUGGUGGAGAUUGCGGUGCCUGAGAACCUGGUGGGAGCCAUCCUGGGGAAGGGGGGCAAGACGUUGGUGGAGUACCAGGAGCUGACGGGCGCCCGCAUCCAGAUCUCCAAGAAGGGCGAGUUCCUGCCAGGCACGCGGAACCGGCGGGUCACCAUCACGGGCAGCCCCGCGGCCACGCAAGCCGCUCAAUACCUCAUCAGUCAGCGGGUCACCUACGAGCAGGGAGUGAGGGCCUCAAACCCCCAGAAAGUGGGAUGAGGCCUGUGGUGUGUGCUCCCACCCUUCUCCCUCCUCCCACCUCCCCCUUCUCCUCCCUCUCCUCCUUCCCCCCAACUCCUGACCUCAGCUUGGUGUAGUCCUGCUCCUUUUGGGAUGGGGCUGGGGUAGGCCCGACUGCACCCUCCCCUUCUGGUAGUCAUAGGCAGGAUUGAGUGACGGUUGGGAAGGGGGCUCAGAAGCCCCCUCCCCAGCCCGGAACUGACCCCUCCUUCCUCCCUCCCUGUGCUUGGCUGGGCCUGACCCUUCCCGUCCCAGGGCCCAGGUCUGUGUGAUAUCUGUAUAUAUUGCAUUUUGUUGAUUUUAAUAGAAAACAAAGCGUUAUUUUCUCUUUCUUUCCCUCCUUUUUUUUUCUUUUUUUGAUAAGGAUUUUUCCCCCCUUAUAAGUUUUUGCUUCCACAUGGGAGGAGGGGAGGGAGCCUCCGGGUCAUCCAGAAUGAGGGGCCUCCCCAAAACACAACACCCCACCUCUCUGCUUUCAGUUCUAGAUCUGAGGGAAGCCAUGGGAGUAGAGGUAGCAGAGGCGUCUGAGGUGAAAUGGGGCAUCUGGAACAGGGACCCCAGAGUUCCCAGAUCUUCUCAGCUACUCUCCUCCCACUGGAGUUGUCCCUCCUAGGUGGGAAUGUUCACUCUUUUGUUGUCAGGUUGUAUGGGGGGCAGAGACGGUGCUGCUGGGAAGGAUGCCAGCUCUGGGAUUGGGCCUGUCCUGUGGGCAAGACUCAUGAGAGGCUGGAUGAACUUGUUGUGGCAUCUCUGAUGGCUUUUCCUAGAGUAAUGGCAAUGAGGGUCUCUGUUGUGAUGUCACUGAGUACUUUCUGGGGUGCUUCUGGGUGCUCCUUAUGAUGUCACAGGAAGCAGUUCCUCAGAGAUUACUUCCUGUGAGCAUAAGAGGGCAGGUACUUCCUGUGAUGUCUCAAUGAGCUCUUCCUUGAAGGUCACUUCGGUGAUAUCAUGGGAAGAUGUACUUUGGGUGGUGCCUAGAGGUUACUUCCUGUGAUGUCAUUAGGCUGAAGCAUGUACUUCCUGUAUUGGACAGUGACCAGUCUCUGACCUGCCUUCUCCCUCCACACCCCUCUUUGGUGGGUGUUGGCCUGGGGGGUUCUUCCUUGGAAGAGAAUAAAGCAUGGGACUUGGAUCCAAUCUGGAGGACUCUAAGGAAAAAAACCCAAUAUUGUCAGGGUCAUCUCCAUUCAAACAUGCCAAGUCUGUGAACUCACCCUGGAGGGAGGGAUGGGAGAUGGACCUAGUGCAAACUACUGUUAAAGCGCCCCCUUCCCACCCCCGCCUUUUGUGUGCAUGCCUGUGUCUGCGUGGCUUUGUUUCAUUGAAUCGGGUGAGCCAAAUGUAUGGUGGCUCUGUCAGGCCAGUGUGGCCCGGUAUAGAGUUCAGUGAGCCGUGGUAGGGUCCCUUGGGCCGGAAUGCUUUGUGUGGUCUGAUACAUUAGGUUGAUUUAGUAGCUUCCAGCAAGCUGGCAUACUUUGGUGAUGUCUGAUGGAUCAGAAGGUUUUGGUGUGCUCACCAGGGGCUCUGGAGAAGUAGAAUGUUCUGAUGGAGUCUGACAAGCCAGGAGGCCUUGAGAGUUCGUUUGAGAGUGGCUCCCUGAGUGCUGUGGCUGUGGUCAGCUCUAAGGACCUAUUGGCAGACUGAGAUUUCAGGGCCUGACAACCCUGUAGACUAGGAUAGCUGAGACCUCCCUCUACCCCACCCAUCUCCCCCUCCUCUUGGGAGACCACCUCCACUUUCUCCAACCCAAAGCAGGGCACCCGGUGCCCUGGUUCCAUCAUCAGCAUCUCUGGGGGAGGGGCACCCCAUGCCCACCCUCUCCCCCAUUUGUCCCCCUCCUAGGUCUUCCAGACCCUUCUCUUCUCCAUGGCUUUGGGGGAAAUCCAGCCUCCUCGUCUCUCUCCUAAAAAAGGAGGGAAGAAAAGCCACAGAGACAAUUCCUGCCCCUAAAGCCUAGGAGAUCCCUCCCCCUUGCUAGAGAGCCACCCCCAAAUCAAAAUGUGAAAAUCCCUAGAAAGCAAUAGCCUUUAAGGUACCUUGCACUGAAUUUCCCACCCCGGCCCUUCCACCUGAUGGGGGCUGUAGCUUGGGCACUGGGGUGAUUUUUUCCAUGCCCUGUCAUCUCUAGGGUGGGGGGCAGGCCCCACUUCCUCCUCCCUUAUCCCCCACUUCCCAUCAUUGUCGCCCCACCCCUAAUCUCCAGACUGAACCCAGAUGGAGAUCUGAGUGCCAAAACAAUUCUUGAUGUAACUUUGUACAUAUCUUCUACUACCGUUGGGAGCUCUUGGGGUUAGAGGUGGGGGUGGCUCUAUGGGCCGUUGCUCCCCUCCACCUCUCAAAAGACCUUACAGUAUUUCACAGUAUCUCUACCCGCACGCGAAUAUUACAGCAUCUAGCUAGAGUAUCCCCCUAUAGCCCCCCAGACCCCUAUGAGGAGGGAAAGGAGCCAGGGAGAGGUGAAGUAAGGUCUGGGAGUGGGGAGGUGGGAUCUGAAUGAGCUCAUUUGCAUAUCAUUUGCAUCCUCUGCUUGGCAGCCGCUUUCUACAAACCCAUUCGCUGGAGUCUGGGUCCCAAUCAGCCGGGUCCAGGACUCCUCUCACACAGACACGUAUCUGGAGGCUGGGCCUCCUGGAAAGUGUUUGCUUGGGGUGUCUGUGUAACAACCCCUCCCUGUUCAUAUUUCUUGGGGACCCCCUACCCAGCCAGCCAGGGCUAUCUGAAAGGUAUAGUUUGCUAGCUCAGUGAGCUAGUUCGCUCACCAUGUUGGUGAGUGGAGAGCCACACACCUUUCCCUAUUUUAUCUUCACUCCACCAUCUUUGCCAUCCCUUGAAAGUCCCUUCUGCAAUCUGACCUCAAUCUUUUGUGCUGCAGUUUGUCCAGAGGGGGCACAGAUGUGGGGCCAGGGAUGGGGAUCAUUGACAAACCCAUCACCUCUUUUUUUUUUUCCUCUCUCCCUAUUAGCCAAUCAGAUUUCAGAGUCCCUGAGUGGCCUCCUUGCACCCUGCUCUUCAGCACCCAGUAGGUGCUUAAUAAGUGUUUGCUGCAUUGAAUUGUCUCCCGAUUCCUUCUCAUUUGCCCUUUAGCUUCCCAUACCUUCCCCAAGUGUUUUCCUCCCUCUGUCUGGCUCCCUAUGACUUUCUGAAAAUCUUUUUUCUCUAUGUGGUUCCCAUUGUUUUCUGUCCUGUCUCUAUCUUUGUCUCUGUCUGUCUUCCUCCUCUCCUCAACUGUCUCAACUCUCUCUCCCCAAUUUCCCCAUUUAAAAGAAAAAAAAAGUGCCAAACUUCCUUGGAACUGAGCCGCUCUGGGGGGAGAGGACCUUGGAUAGAGGGGAGGAAAUGGGACCAUUUCUCUUUGAGGAGGUCCCUAAGAGGCAUUGAAAAAGUGUGGACAUGGAGCUAAAUUGGGUCCCCUUCCACAGCCCUCCCACCCUGAGUUUUUCUUAGAAUCUUUGUAAGAAAAAAAAAAAAGACAGAAAAAAGCUCUCCUUUUCAGCUUACCCUUAUCCUUUUGGAUCCCCCCAAAUUCCACCAGCCAAGGAGAAUCCCACUUGCCAACUUCCUGGCAAAUCUGUGGAAACUGGGGAGGAGGAGACAAGCUCAACUCCUCCUCUGCCAGCCCAGGGGGCGGUACCAACUGGAUUCAAGAGAAAGACCUCAAAGCACCUAUGAGAAGAGGGGGUUCAAUGUGCCAAAUUAACCUCCUUUAUCCCCCAUCUCAGGGGGCUCUGAGCCAACCUGCCUGGCCACCUUCUUCUGCCCUGUCCCAGCCAUCCCUACAUGGGCAAGGAGGCUUCACUGCAAUAAUUAGUAGGCGUGGUGAUCAGAAGGCAAUGAUUUUUGCCAUCUUUAUCUGCCCUAACACCUGCACUGGACUUGUAGGUGGGAAUUAUGGGUAUCCCAAGUGGAUCUUGAUACAAGCCCACUUGUAGAUGGCUGGGGACCUCUACUUGGAACAGCAGGGUACCGCUUACCUCCUAGUGAUAUUUCCUCUCCCCUCUGGACCACCAAACCCCUCAGUAUCCCCUCAUUCUGUUUCUCCUCCUUUCCCACAUCCUCCUUCUUCCUUUGUUUUGUUUGGUGGCCAAUUGUCUGGAAAAUGAGAGGAGUCCCCCUGAGUGGAUGAUUGCUGUUUUAAGACCAGGAUUAGAGGCUGUGAUAAACUGUGCAGUGGCAAAAGUAUCAACAAGAGUGGCGAUGAGGAUGGCAGUUGGGGCGUCCAGGCUGCUGACUGAGUGUACCCUGUCAGGACAGCCAGGCAGGCCUUUGCCUGGCACCUGAACCCGGGCUGGCUGUCGUGAAAGCCUGAACUGGAUGUCACGAUGAGGGGAAUGGGAUCGCGAUACCCAAGUUGGGGCACAGGCGGGCCAGGGGCACUGGUCUAUGGGGGUGACAACACCCAGCCUUGCUAUCGUGAUCCCUUUGCACUGCGGUCAGCUGUCUGCACGCCGUGGUUGGAGGGGCUUCUCUCCUGACACUGCUGCUGGUGUGUAUGGUCGGUUUUAGUGUCCCCUGCAAGUCGCAUUGGAGAUUGCUGGGUGGCAGGGAGGGAAAUGGGAAAAUAAUCUGUUGGGUUAUGGUGGUGAAGGCAGCUGGUUUUUAAUCCCUUCUCAGCCAGUCCAGGACACUCUUGUCUCCCAGAGAUAACUGGGGGGGACUGCCUAACCCCCCACCCCUUUCCCUAUCCCACCUCUCCCCCCAAAACCACCAACCUCUCAUCUUCUAAGUGACUCCAUCACCACCGGCCACCGGGACCUGCGGCCUCAUUGCUCCAGCCCGCCCCACUCGACCGUCAGACUCGCUCAUCGAACUCUUUUUGAUUAACCCUUUCUGUGUUCAUCCCACGGAAAACUGUGUGUCCGGCAGCGGGGAAGGGGGAGGCUAGGGGCAGUUGCUGCCUUUCCUCCAUCUCCUCCCACCGCCCAUGCCUCCCCACCUGCACCCCAUCCCAUGCCCCACUCCCAUCCCUCACCCUUAGGGUCCGCCCCACCCUGGGGCUUGAGAUCCUCUAUAAGUAUCUAUGCUGUUUGGCUUUGUCCCUUUAAAAGGCGGGUCCAGAGGUGUGGCCUCCCUCAAAUGGAGUGCUCACUCUGACCCCCUCCUUCCUGUGCCCCCUACAUGCUCCCCACGCCUUCAUUGUAAAUAGUCACUUUUGUACUGGGUUUGAGCCAGGGGAUGUGGGGAGUCAUUUUUUUUUUCUUUACGUUGGCAUCUCAGGCCACUGGAGGCACGGCCCACAUCCCGGGUCAAUUUGGGAGAAUCUCAAGGUGUAUCCUCUCACCUGUCCCCAUCGAUAAGGAUUUCAAGCUAUCAGUAUUACUCUAGAGGGAUGGGAUGCAUAGAUUCCCCGGCAGGGAGGUGGGAGAGGUAUGGAAAGGUGUAGUCUGACAGGAUGCUUCCGUUUUCCCCUUCUAUGAAACGGAUUCAUCCUCCAGUUUCCCUGAGGAGCCUCAAUGAGAUCAUGGGGGAGUCAGAGGAGCUAGAACGUCUCUUCCCUCUUUCUCUGUUGGUAACAGGGUAGGAGAAGGAGAAGAAAUCGAGGGCGGGGAAGGCUGUAGGGCCAUCUUGGGAGAACCGAUUACUAAAUUCUUCUUAGGACCUUAAGCUAGCCUGCUCUCCAGAUUUGUUCUCUCUCUCGGAACACGGGAAGGACUGGAGGACCUCUAAGGGUCCUUGGUUCUCCCCAGUCCUUAGAUGAAAAGGCCCAGGCCCCAGGCUGGCGCCCUGCCUGCUGUCCCACUCCCUCAUUCCAUUUCGUGGAAUGUGGCCAUGCCUCCAGUGCCUCCAUUCAACCCCCUCUAACUGAUUCCUUCCAUCCUCUGCGACCAGAGACGCCGCCCGCCUCCUCCCCACCACCUCCAGAAGCUCCUGGCUGGGGCCCACUGCCGUCUCCUCCCCGUCCCCCCAUUGCCAUGCCUGGGCCACGCCCACCCCACCCACUCACCCACCCCCAGUGUCCGUUGUGUGACCUAGUGCACCAUGUAUUAGCUUCCAUGGCCCCCACCCCAGCCCCCACCACACCCCCUUUCCCCACCCCUUCCCCCUCGGCGACUUCACCUUUUUUUGCCGCGAUAAACGCCAUCUCAGCA